CAGAAGAGAGCCGAGCAGGCACUUUUCCCAGAGAGGAGAGAAGCAACGGCAACAACCGGCAGCGAAAGAAGCACAGUUUGGAAUCUAGACGGAGAGAGAAUAGAGCUUAUCGCAACUAUGGAGGAGGCAAAAAACAAAGAAAAAACAACCCCUGACAAAAAUGAGGAGAAAGAGAAGCAGCCCGCUGGAAAGGACAAGGAAAAGAAGGAAGAACAGGAGCUGUCAGAGGAAGACAAACAGCUGCAGGAGGAGUUGGAGAUGAUGGUGGAGAGACUCGGCGAGAAAGACACGUCCCUGUACCGCCCGGCUCUGGAGGAGUUGCGUCGCCACAUCCGCUCCUCCACCACCUCCAUGACGUCGGUGCCCAAGCCGCUCAAGUUCCUGCGGCCGCACUAUGCCAAGCUCAAGGAGAUCUAUGACAACAUGGCUGCAGGAGAGAACAGGCGGUUCUGUGCUGACGUGGUGUCUGUCUUGGCGAUGACGAUGAGUGGGGAGAGGGAGUGCCUGAAGUAUCGCCUGCUGGGCUCCCAAGAAGAGCUGGCCUCAUGGGGACACGAAUACGUCAGGCACCUGGCUGGGGAGGUUGCCAAGGAGUGGCAGGAGGUGGAGGAGGGCGAUAAGACCCAGCAGGAGGUGCUGCUGGCUCUGGUGCGCGAGAUCGUCCCCUACAACAUGAAGCACAACGCCGAGCACGAGGCCUGCGACCUCCUCAUGGAGAUAGAACACCUGGACAUGCUGGAACACUACAUCGACGACAACGCAUACGCCAAAGUCUGCCUUUACCUCACCAGCUGUGUGAGCUAUGUUCCUGAGCCGGAGAACUCUGCUCUCCUGAAGUGUGCCCUCAACAUCUUCCGCAAGUUCAACCGCUACCCUGAAGCCCUGCGCCUCGCCCUCAUGCUCAACGACGUGGAGCUGGUGGAGAACAUCUUCACCUCCUGCAAAGAGAUUGUGGUCCAGAAGGAGAUGGCCUUCAUGCUGGGUCGGCACGGGAUGUUUCUGGAGCUGAAUGAGGACGUGGAGGAUUACGAAGACCUCACAGAGAUCAUGUCCAACGUGCAGCUCAACAGCAACUUCCUAGCGCUCGCCAGAGAGCUGGACAUUAUGGAGCCGAAAGUGCCAGAUGACAUCUACAAAACACACCUGGAGAACAACCGGUUUGGUGGCAGUGGUUCCCAGGUGGACUCUGCACGUAUGAACUUGGCGUCCUCGUUUGUCAACGGCUUUGUCAACGCUGCCUUCGGACAGGACAAGCUGCUCACCGAAGACGGAAACAAGUGGCUCUACAAGAACAAGGACCACGGUAUGUUGAGUGCGGCGGCUUCGCUGGGAAUGAUUCUGCUGUGGGAUGUGGAUGGUGGUCUCACACAGAUCGACAAAUACCUCUAUUCUUCUGAAGACUAUAUCAAGUCGGGUGCCCUGCUGGCUUGUGGCAUCGUGAACUCUGGCGUGAGAAACGAGUGUGACCCGGCCCUGGCCCUGCUGUCAGACUACGUCCUGCACAACAGCAACGUCAUGCGUAUAGGAGCCAUCUUCGGGCUGGGCUUGGCGUAUGCUGGCUCUAACCGGGAAGAUGUGCUCUCUCUACUGCUACCAGUUAUGGGCGAUUCCAAAUCCAGCAUGGAGGUGGCUGGCGUGACGGCUCUGGCGUGUGGCAUGAUCGCGGUGGGCUCGUGUAACGGUGACGUGACGUCCACCAUCCUGCAGACCAUCAUGGAGAAGAGCGAGACGGAGCUCAAAGACACAUACGCACGCUGGCUACCCCUAGGACUGGGCCUCAACCACCUCGGUAAGGGUGAGGCCAUUGAGACGACUCUGGCGGCGCUGCAGGUGGUGGCUGAGCCUUUCCGCAGCUUCGCCAACACACUGGUGGACAUCUGUGCAUAUGCAGGUUCAGGUAACGUGUUGAAGGUUCAGCAGCUGCUGCAUAUCUGCAGUGAGCACUACGACACCAAGGACAAAGAAGAGGACAAGGACAAGAGAGACAAGAAGGACAAAGACAAGAAGGACAGCGCACCAGAUAUGGGAUCACACCAGGGUGUAGCAGUGCUUGGUAUCGCGCUGAUCGCCAUGGGAGAGGAGAUCGGAUCGGAGAUGGCCCUCCGCACCUUCGGACACCUGCUGCGGUACGGUGAGCCUGCUCUGCGUCGGGCGGUGCCGCUGGCCCUAGCGCUGAUCUCUGUGUCCAACCCGCGCCUCAACAUCCUGGACACGCUCAGCAAGUUCUCCCACGACGCCGACCCAGAGGUCUCGCACAACUCCAUAUUCGCAAUGGGCAUGGUGGGCAGCGGCACCAACAACGCCCGGCUGGCUGCCAUGCUGAGGCAGCUGGCACAGUACCACGCCAAAGAUCCCAACAACCUCUUCAUGGUCCGACUGGCACAGGGCCUGACUCACCUUGGCAAGGGUACGUUGACGCUGUGUCCGUAUCAUAGCGACCGGCAGCUGCUGAGUCAGGUGGCUGUAGCCGGACUCCUCACCGUGCUCGUCUCAUUCCUCGACGUCAAAAACAUCAUCCUGGGUAAGUCCCACUACGUGCUGUACGGCCUGGUGGCGGCCAUGCAGCCGCGUAUGCUGGUCACCUUCGACGAGGAGCUCCGCCCACUGCCCGUCUCUGUACGGGUGGGACAGGCGGUGGAUGUGGUGGGGCAGGCAGGUAAGCCAAAGUCCAUCACAGGUUUCCAGACCCACACCACGCCGGUGCUGCUGGCCCACGGGGAGCGCGCAGAGCUGGCCACAGAGGAGUACCUCCCAGUCACCCCCAUACUCGAGGGCUUCGUCAUCCUCCGCAAGAACCCCAACUACGAGACCUAAACGCACACACUCACACACACACACACACCCACGUACACGUUUAGGGACCUGUUAUUCUGUACAUGAUGCCUAGAGAUCAUUUCCUUCCCGUCUCCCCUGACCCUUGUCUCUCUCCUUGUCCUCAUUUUGUAAGUAGCGCAUGAAUUGAUAACAAAAAGACAUGACAAGUUAAAUCGGACUGCGCCCCUCCAGUUUAUUAUAUUUUUUUUUUCUCUCUUGUGUUGGUUUUGUUACGUUAACUUCAAAUGGUUGAAAUAAAAAAAGAAAAAUGUGAA
Messenger RNA from Engraulis encrasicolus (European anchovy), 3089 nucleotides. It is a transcript of the gene psmd2, whose product is annotated as proteasome 26S subunit ubiquitin receptor, non-ATPase 2. Gene Ontology annotation, cellular component: proteasome regulatory particle, base subcomplex; proteasome storage granule; nucleus. The record is from RefSeq and is a predicted model, not a curated record. The transcript is spliced from 21 exons. Gene Ontology annotation, molecular function: enzyme regulator activity. The coding region runs from base 118 to 2814 and encodes 898 amino acids. Lineage: Eukaryota; Metazoa; Chordata; Actinopteri; Clupeiformes; Engraulidae. Gene Ontology annotation, biological process: regulation of protein catabolic process; proteasome-mediated ubiquitin-dependent protein catabolic process.